Heterostelium album PN500 is the source of this 2097-nucleotide messenger RNA. RefSeq names its product HAP2/GCS1 family protein. NCBI's taxonomy places the organism in Eukaryota, Evosea, Eumycetozoa, Acytosteliales, Acytosteliaceae. The transcript is spliced from 6 exons. The record is from RefSeq and is a predicted model, not a curated record. The coding region runs from base 1 to 2097 and encodes 698 amino acids.
AUGAUUCAAUCAUAUUCCAAUUUGACUCAUUGCAGAAUUGAUGUGAUUUCAUCGAGUCAGAUCCAAAUAUGUAAAGACGAUGGUACUCUAGAAUCUAAAAAAGAUAAUCAAUAUUUAAAAUGUCAAAAAAUGUUUGUUGUCUCUUUGACUAUAGAUAGUAAUCAAGACCAUACAGAAUUAUCUCAAUUCACAGUAAACGAUGUUAAAAAUGAGAAUGGUGAUACAUUUUCAUUGGUCUAUCCAGUGGAGAUAUCGUUUUCAAAAUCUAAACAAUACGGUAAAUCAUCUCUGAUCUAUAGAAAGUCGUAUUCUGAGGAGAAAUACGAGAAUGUACAUUACACCAAUGACUACUUGCUUUUCAGUAGUUGUAAAGAUAGUCCGUCCGAUCAUACAUGUCCGACCGUUAGAGACGCCUCUGGUAAUCAGGUGCCAUAUAGUCAAGGAUUCUGCUGUAGCUGUGACCUAGGUAGCUAUGUCGGUAUCGACCGUGACAGUCGCUCGCAUCUCUCUUGUACUCUCUUUGGCGGUCGGUCAUCAUCGGCAUCGUGUAUGGCUCAGCGACCUCUCCUCUACGAUUCCUACUCGAUCGAACCACCCGUAACCACCUACGAUAUCGUUGUCAACAUCACACAGUUUAACGUGACCACCGGUGCUAGCCAGACUCAGACUUACCGGCUAGGCAAUGACAACCUAAUUCUCAAUGCCAAUGGUAUCGUUAUCAAGUUGGUCGGUGAUUUUGCAUCGCCACAAGCACUGAGAACCUUUGAAGACAGCAUGUUGUUUGUGAACAACGAACAAUCGGAUCCGAACAACCCAAUACACAAGCUGCCUUUCGAAAUGAGAGCUAUGAUCUUCUCAAAGUCAGACGUCGGUUCUCCCAAUGAAUGUAAUAAGAUCGCAACGGAUUAUGUAGCUUUUCAGAAUCAACCGAAUCAAUGUAGCGCUCCUUUGAAUUCAUGUUUAGACAACCAAAUAAAGAAGUUCAGAGAUCAGGAUAUGGCUUUGUACGCCAAGGGCAAAAAAGGUCAAUAUCUAAUCAAGAACUAUGGUGCCACUGCUGAAAUCUACAAGAAUACCGGAAAUAACAAUCUGUUUCUUCAGGUCGAGCUCAGUGGCAAACAGACAUCAUUGGUCACCAUAAAGAUCAAAGCCGACAACUUUGCAUUUGUCUAUAAAGAAAGUCCAGGUGUCAUUGUUUCGAAUCGUCUCGAAACAUUCGAAUCAAUGUCAUCCGAUGGCAAUCUCUAUAUUCAAACAAAGAAUAUCGGGGCGACCAACACCCAGUAUGUUCUCAAUGUUUUGAACUGUACGGAGGCAAUCACAGUCAACAAUCCUAGUCAAGUGUUCACCAUGAAACCAAAUGAAAUCGUUGAAACCAAAUUCGAAAUUAGAACGGUAACUAAAUUUGGUGGUAAUCAGCAUUGCUAUGCCGAUCUAAAGGGUUUUGCUAUGGGAACAUUGUUUGACUCGAUUCUUAUUAAAUUCAAUACAACCGACACUGUCAUUAAGGUACCUGGUUACAAUGAAACUGGAUCUGGAGAUACACCAAACCCUGCUGUACCUGAAUUAUCUUGUCAAAAUUACUGUACUUUAAUGUAUUUGGAACAUUGUGAUUAUAGUUGGAAUGAUCGUGAUAAGAAUAAGAAAAGAAAAUCGAAAAAGAACAAAAAGAAAACCAAAGUUGAGAUAUACUCGGACAGUGAUGGACAUGAAGAAGAUGAUGAAUAUGAUAUAUUUGUAUCAAGCAGCGAUAUUGACAACAUUAUUCGUUCUCAAAGGUUGGUCUUUUUUAAUAUAUCUCUUGAUGAAACAAAAAUGGAUUUAUUUAAUUUCAAAACUGGUCAAUCUAAAAAUAAGAUAUCUCUCUUAGGAUGUUUGAUGAGAUCGGAUAAAUCAGCAAAACAAUUAAUAUUCAUGAUAAAACCACCUUAUCAAUCACUCUUUAAUGAUAAAGAUUCAAAGGUAAAACAAAUUAAACCACCAAUCAAACUAUAUCCAGAGGUAGUUACUUUUAAACUCUCAAAAAAGAAUAUAAAAAAUGACCUAACAUAUCAACCAUUGCAAAAGCAUCUAUGGUUAAAUAAAAGAUUAAAUUAA